This is a messenger RNA of Tribolium castaneum (red flour beetle), 1301 nucleotides long. RefSeq lists its product as uncharacterized. The record is from RefSeq and is a predicted model, not a curated record. The coding region runs from base 259 to 1236 and encodes 325 amino acids. The transcript is spliced from 4 exons. Gene Ontology annotation, molecular function: protein binding. Lineage: Eukaryota; Metazoa; Arthropoda; Insecta; Coleoptera; Tenebrionidae.
AAAAUCGAUUUGUCGUCGCGUCCAAAACUAUCAUUUUUAUUUCAAACGUUGGGUAUAAUAAAGACACAUUGAAAGUUUUAAAUUUGGCGCUUGGACCUCUGUGUCUGAAGCCACACAGCACACCGUCACGACUUUAGCCACAAUUUGGGCAAGAACCUUUUUUUUUGUGGUGCUCCCUAGCUUUUAUUGGCGAAGCGAGUCAUUUGACCAAUUUGUGGUUCCAACUUAACCUCAAAUUCUCGGGGGUGUCGAGCUUUCAUGGGAUUUAUAGAAGAUGAGCUUUCAGAAGUCAGGAAACUUUGCGAGAAUGUCGUUCCCGGCUGCAGACUUGUGUCUUGUGUCAAGACAAUGGUGCGGGCAGAAAUAAAAAGGACAAAAUUUAAAGCACUAAUUGUUUGUAUACAAUUCACUGAAACGUACCCCAGUACGCCUUUACUAAUCGAGCUAAAAUCCAAAACGCUUUCUGAAAAGUUGCUUCAAGGCUUGACUAACGUGUGCGAACAGGAGGCCAAGAAGUAUUUAGGCAAAGCACAAGUGCUCAAUGUUAUUAAGUUCUUGAGGAGUUUUAUUGACGAGAAUCCGCUUUCUUGCUGCUAUGACGAAAUAAACUUCCUUAAAAAAACUUUAAAUGAGAAUGAUGAGUUGAAAUUGAAGCAAAAAACGUCCAGUAUUGUGCUUAAAGUAAAAAAUAAGAGUUACUUUGUGCACUGUAGGGUUGUGGUUCCUGAUGAUUAUCCAGUUAAAGCUAUUGAUAUUCAAGAUGUCUCAACAAACUUUUCACCUUCAUUCAACAGACAUAUGAUCGGGCAAGCGAAAGAAAUUGCGCGAAAAUGUGUAGAGCCCCCACUCAAGAAAAAGCCAAAUGAGCCCCCAUUUCAACCAUCACCAUCCUUAAAAAAGUCAGUUGAAUUUUUAAUCGAUUGCGUAAAGCGGCUGCCUUCAGAAAGUUGCCAAUUUUGCAAUAAAGUCUGUUUCCCUGCAGAUCCUAGAGAGUUGGAAGUGGAUGAAAAUUCACCAAAACACAUUGAGAGAAUCUACUGUGGGCAUUUGUUCCACCAAGAGUGUUUUUUCAAGUUUAUGAAAAAACCGCCUUUUGGCAACAAAAAAUGUAACACUUGUGGAUCGAGAAUUUUUCAUUUUAAAUGGUCGCUUUCUGACCGUCUUGCGGAAGACAGGUGGGCACAUGAGCAAGCUCGGGAAAGAGAGCUGCAAGAAGUAACAGAAUUUUUUAAUUAAGCGGGAAUGGAUUUAAUUAUUUUUAAUAAUCUGAGGAUCAAUAAAAUGUACCUACUUGAGCUCGA